Messenger RNA from Panicum virgatum (switchgrass), 777 nucleotides. RefSeq lists its product as uncharacterized. NCBI's taxonomy places the organism in Eukaryota, Viridiplantae, Streptophyta, Magnoliopsida, Poales, Poaceae. The coding region runs from base 1 to 777 and encodes 258 amino acids. The record is from RefSeq and is a predicted model, not a curated record. The transcript has a single exon.
AUGGAAAAAGUUCAUUUUUGGCCAUCCAACUCUUGUCUCGAUUUGAUUUUGGCCACCGAACUCCAAAACCGGGUAUCUUUGAUCAUCCAAUUCUUAAAACCGUUCAUUUUCGACCAUCGGGCGGUUUUGUUACCCGGUUUCGCUGACGUGGACGCCACGUGGCGGUGGGGUCCACUUGUCAGCCACAUCUCUCCUCUCCUCUCUCUUUUCAGUUGCUCAUCCUCCUCGCGAGUCCCAGGCAGCAACGCAGUGGUGCCACCGCACCCCGUGCCGGAGAUAGGCAAUAGCCUCGGGGGAAAGCGCAAGGGCGCCAAGGUGAUGCAGCUGGACGGCACCUCCUUCCGCGUCAAGCCCCCCGCCGCCGCGGCCGACGUGAUGCGGGACCACCCGGGCUUCCAGCUGCUCGAGUCGGAGGAGGUCAAGCUCCAGGGCGCCCGCGCGCGCCUGCUGCCGCCCGACGCGCCGCUCCGCCGGGGCCGCCUCUACGUCCUUGUCGCACUCCCGCUCCGCGCCCCCGCCGCCGCCGGGGCCAUGCGCCGCGCCUGGUCGGGCAACCUCUACGUCGGGGCCCGCGAGCGGCUCGAGUCGCUCAUGCUCGCGCGCCGCUCCACCUCCGACCUCUCCUCGCUCCCGGCCCACGCCUCCGCCUCGGCGCACGCCAGCGCCAGGGUCACCUCGGAGCGGUCGCCCGGGAUACUGCGGAGCCCGCAGUUCGCCAAGACGCCACAACGCAAAAACAGAGCAGAGCUUGAGCCGCUGGUGAAAUUAGCAAGAUAA